AUGGACGCCAUUUUCGAAAGUGACGAACUGGUGGGUUAUCGGUUUUACAUCGACCAGGUCGCGGAUUACGUGGCCGGCAAAACCGCCCACGCCAUGGAGUUGGGCCAGGAACUGGAGCGAGCGGCGUUGGCAGUGGACAUCGCUUACGCCGGCAAAACGGUUGCUGUGGUCUCGUCCGGCGAUGCCGGCAUCUACGGCAUGGCUGGUCCGGUGUUCCGUGUUCUGACCGACCGUAGUUGGGACGGAUCGAAUCCCGAGUUGAUUACAGUGCCGGGUGUUUCGGCUUUACAAUCCGCCGCAGCCCUGCUGGGCUCUCCCAUAAUGCAGGACUUCUGCGCAAUCAGCCUCAGCGACCUUUUGACGCCCUGGGAACAAAUCACGCGGCGGUUGGAGGCUGCAGCGGUCGGGGACUUUGUCACCAUCCUGUACAACCCCCGGAGCCGACGGCGCACGAUGCAACUGGAUGAGGCCCGGGACAUUUUCCUGCAACACCGGCCAGCAUCCACUCCCGUGGGCAUCGUACGGCAUGCCUAUCGUCCCGAGCAGGCUGUUUCCCUGGUUAGUCUGGAAGGACUGGAUGGCGCGGCAUUGUCGGUGGACAUGUUUACAACCGUAGUGGUCGGAAACUCCAAUACAUACAUCCACCAGGGGCGGAUGGUAACUCCCCGCGGCUACGAGGCGAAGCAAUAA
Geodia barretti is the source of this 690-nucleotide messenger RNA. The record is from the annotation of a GenBank genome assembly. Lineage: Eukaryota; Metazoa; Porifera; Demospongiae; Tetractinellida; Geodiidae.